Polyodon spathula (Mississippi paddlefish) is the source of this 3678-nucleotide messenger RNA. RefSeq names its product armadillo-like helical domain-containing protein 4. Bases 355 to 3453 code for a protein of 1032 amino acids. The transcript has 9 exons. NCBI's taxonomy places the organism in Eukaryota, Metazoa, Chordata, Actinopteri, Acipenseriformes, Polyodontidae. The record is from RefSeq and is a predicted model, not a curated record.
CACACACACACACACACACACACACGCAGUCACACACACACACACACGCAGUCACAGAGAGACGCUCCAUCACAGUUAAGUCGGUCGGACUAGCUGCUGCCUGCCAGUCUGCCUGCUUUCCUAGACCCCACGCUCGCUGCGGGAUCGAUAGCGGCUUUUGUUUCAAUUGUCAAAUCAAGACCGAGACACGACCGCGCCUCGACGACCGAACUACAAACCGAACCUGCUCCACAUCCAGACUGAACUGAACUGAACAGAACCGAACCACUCGAUCGUGUGCGGGCUCUUCCCGAUUCCUGUCAUGUCUGCUCGCUAGAACUCCCCGAUCUCUAUGGUGCCACCCCGCUCUGAGACAUGGUCUCCCCUGCAGCUCUGUGUGUCUGCCUGCUUGCCUGGGGCCUGGGGUUGGGCUCUACCACUCCAGUUCCGGAGAGGGGAGCAGCUCCAGGUUUCCCCAUGUCCUUCCAGAGAGAGAUGAGCAGCCUAGGGACAGGACUUGAAGUGGCCUCUCCUGCAGACAGAGGGAACGAAACAGGAGAAAGGAGGGAGGAGAAAAAAUGCCUCAGGAGCGCUGCCGCCUCGCCCCCUGCUCCCCUGCUGGGAACAGGAUUUGGGGUUCUGUCAUUGAACCCCCAGAAGCCAGCCCUUGUUGUCAGUGCCUCAGAGGAGUCUGAGCAGCCCGGGACAGUGCAGCUUUGCUCUGGGAACCCAAGCCUAAGUGCUGUAGAACUGACAGCGUUGCCUGGAGACAUUGCUAGGCUACCAUCUUCCCCUAGCCCCGUUGCCAUGGGCACCACAAACGACACCCCAUUGGUCAAUCAGACUCCAGAAAGAGAGGGGGCGGCCCUGGAGCUCCUUACUGGAGGCAAAAAUGCAAAGAGAAGGGCGGAUGGAGAGAAGGCAGAGAGCGGAAAGGUGGAUGGAGUCACAGAGAAGCUGCCAGCCUCAGGAAGGGGCACAGUAGUGGAGCCUACAAGAGGGAGAGACUGGAGGAUGACUGAAAGCAGACUUUUGUCUCAGGGGCAGCGUCUCAAUAUAGGGGCUGGAGGGGCCCCUAGUGAGGCUGUUGGAGGCAACCAGGCUUGGGGGGUGAAUCCUACAGGGUUAGGCACAACCUCGAUACCUUCUAGUAUCACCGAAGCAGCAACCACAGGAGCAGUGAAACCCAGUGUGGUGACUGCAUCUCAGCACCCACCAAUGAGAGGGCCAGUGGAGUCCAACUGGGGCACAGCAAGACAGGCUGGAGCAGUCCAGCAGGGGGCAGAGUCCACACAGCGAGGGGGUGAGAUGGAAGAUGGAAUCCGAGCAAGUCCGGAACAUCCCGGGAAGACAGAGGAGGAGGAGGAGGAGGAGGAGGAGGAGGGACCAGGAGAUUGGGAAUCGGACAGGGAAUUGCUUCCGAAACCCAGGAAGACUGGGAAGAGUGAAAGGCUCAGGGGAGGAACAGCAGAACGGCAGAAGGAGAGAGCUGGGUCAGCAGAUGAAGUCCCAGGUGCGAGAGAUACCAAAACCGACGGUGUGCAGUGGGGCUGGAAAUCAGAAGAGAGCGAGGCUGGACUGAGGAACUCGACGCUGCUGAAGAUACAGCCUACACCAGACGAGACCAAGUCAUCUCAGACAGGCAGCGCAGUGCGACCCCCGUACCGGGGCGUAUCGGGUGUGAAGGACACCUUGGAUUCUCAAGGGUUCCUCGGGGAGUCUGGGAUCAGCCUGACACUCAGUCCCGAAUGGGGGCUAAUAUCCAGCUCUGCUGCCUCCCCCAACCCCACCGUGUCACAUCCCGGGACAGGGGGCCCCACACUGCAGGAGGCAGAUUCCUCUGCUCCGAACGGCGUGACAGAGGCUCACAAGAUCACUGCAGCAGGACUCCUCUCCAGUUCCACACAGGCCCCCCUGACUACAGUGGAGACAGCCACCCACUUCUCAAGAGAACCGACUCUAGCAGAAAAUCAGGGGACGGCUGUCUCACUACCCUUCGAAGGGGCCCCGCUGCCAUCAGAACCCUUAGUCUCAGUACCCCGUGAAAGGACCCCACAAGUAUCAGAGUCAACCAUCACUGUACCCCCUGAAGAGAUCUUAUCACAGUCACCUGACUCUGUACCCCCUGAAGAGAUCUUAUCACAGUCACCUGACUCUGUACCCCCUGAGGAGAUCUUAUCACAGUCACCUGACUCUGUACCCCCUGAAGAGAUCUCAUCACAGUCACCUGACUCUGUACCCCCUGAGGAGAUCUUAUCACAGUCAGCUGACUCUGUACCCCCUGAGGAGAUCUUAUCACCGUCACCUGACUCUGUACCCCCUGAAGAGAUCUUAUCACAGUCACCUGACUCUGUACCCCCUGAGGAGAUCUUAUCACCGUCACCUGACUCUGUACCCCCUGAAGAGAUCUUAUCACAGUCAGCUGACUCUGUACCCCCUGAGGAGAUCUUAUCACCGUCACCUGACUCUGUACCCCCUGAGGAGAUCUUAUCACCGUCACCUGACUCUGUACCCCCUGAAGAGAUCUCAUCACAGUCAGCUGACUCUGUACCCCCUGAGGAGAUCUCAUCACAGUCACCUGACUCUGUACCCCCUGAAGAGAUCUUAUCACAGUCAGCUGACUCUGUACCCCCUGAGGAGAUCUCAUCACAGUCAGCUGCCUCUGUACCCCCUGAGGGAGCUCCACUGGGUCCAGGCUGGCCAGACUCUGCAGACGAUCUAGACGAAGUCCCUCCCCUUCUCUCCGAAACCCCGCCUCCCGGAAUCUUUAACAUUUCAGAAACCCCGCCCCCCGGAACCUUUAAAAGUUCAGAAAAGCUGCCUCAUGGAAUGUUCAGAAAUCCCAAAACAGAAGAAUCUGGAACAUUUGGAAAUCCCCAAACCCCACCCUCCAGAAUCUUCACAUCAGAAACCCCGCCCCUGACAACCUUCCUGCCCCCAACGUCUGUCACCAUGGCAACUAGCCUGAUGUGGCCGCCCGCCGAGGCUGGGCUGGAUGAUCUGGAGAAACUGGAGUCUGAAGAGGAGCAUGAAGAUAAUAUCGAUGAGGAUGAAGACGAGGAGGAGGAGGAGGAGGAGGAAGAGGAGGAGGAGGAGGAGGAGUCCCCCGACUCUGAUGAAGCUGAGAGCGUGGAGGAGAGCGAGCCCCCGGGGGUCUCCACGGCCACCCCCUCGCACAGUCACACCCCCUUCCAUCUGCCAGCAGGGUCAGAGUGGGCACAACGAAACCAGGGGCUGGUGCGAAGCUGGGUGGAGACAGUUCGAGAUACGGCUGGCUAUGUCUCAGGGAUGCUGGCUCCAGUGGGGAUUGGUAUCGUGGGAGCUCUGUUCAUCCUCGGAGCGCUCUACAGCAUCAAGGUGAUGCACCGCAAGAGGAGGAGCGUCUUCAAGAGGCAGCGACGGAAGCACGGGGAGAUGAGCAACAGGCAGGACCGAGUGAUGCUAUUGGCCGACAGCUCAGAGGACGAGUUCUAAUCCCUCCCACAACCCCGCCCCCCUCCAGUCCCAUGUCUUGUCAGUGCCCCGCCCCUUGGAGGCAGCUCUCAUCUUCAUGACAUCAUUGAGAGAGCGCUGUGUUCAUCUUCACAAGAUACUGCAAUCCCUCCUUCCUCUCAAACUGGGGACAGAGAGAGAGAGGAGGGAGAAAAAGAGAGGAGUGAGACUGAACUAGGGAUGAGAGGUGGGAGUGAGACAGAGAAU